GACUGGAGUUAGUGUGCAGGAGAGUGUAGACAGCAUCAGCUACACCACAAGGUACAUCGAUCCAAGCGCGACGCUAGCCUCGUGCUGCCAAGCUGAUUCGAUUGACGUGCCUCGACAGUCACAUCUGACUGUCAUCCUACUUCGUAUUUCAUUGGCCACGCAUCUCCUAUAGAGCACCCACAAUCACUAUGACCGGUCAACGUUCCAUCAUGGCCAGCGCCACCACAGCCUUGCUCGUACUCGCCACAUCGCAUCACGCUCACGCUCAAUCUAGCUCACUCAAUUCAGCUCAACUCUCUUCAUCCGCUUCCGCAGAAGCUGCCUCUGGUACCAUCCUCACCGAUAAGCGUUUCACCUAUCCCGGAGGUGUGCCCUACAUGGUCGACGUCUCCGACGGUCCCAGAGGCAUCCAAACCGGCUACAAUCUCUGCAAUUCGACGACAGAAGGCCCCAGCUCGAUGUGCCAAACUGCUUUCAUGACUUCCGUCGAUGAUUUCUGUCUGUGGGGACCGCCAACGCCUAAUUCGCUGGUCGCAGACGACGAGGGCGAGAUGGUCGCAUGGUGCACCAAACCUGGCCGCGGCACGCGCAUCAUUCCAGAUGGUGCCAUCAAAGGCAUCCAGUUCCUCACGGCACCAGACUACAUUCAGAUCACUGGCACGUUCGAUCAGACACUCAUCGAUAUGGCAGCGAACGACACCGGUGGCGAGCUCGACCCACAUGGGGCCGACCAACGUGGCAAUCCCCUUGGUGGCCUCGUCUUUUCACAAGCUUUUAGCAACACCAGCAACAACAAUGCCUUCAUACAGGUCAUCGAGUACCACAAUUUCGUGGGGUCAAAUAGCUUCUGUUUCAAAGCAUGCAACCCGGCCUCAAGCAACGACGCCUCGCUCUGCAAUCACAUCUACGACCGCAUCGGCGCAGCGUAUAACUGCAUCGCACAGUAUCCUCAGAAUGAGUUCCUAUCCUGCGAGUCCGACAACCAACUUCCACCGGGCGUCUACGUAUCUGACGGACAAACGAUGACUUACACUCAGCCAGCCGAAUCGCUCGGAGCUAUCAGCACGAUCCCGUUCACGCCCGUCCUGCCGUCGUCGUCGAAUUGUCAGACGCUCACGAGCUCACUCAUCUUCACGGCUGCCGCGUCGGCCGCAGCAUCCUCCAGCAGCGCCAGUGCUGCGUCUGCCUCGUCCGCCAGCGCUGCAAGCGCCGCUAGCGCCUCAUCCGUCGCGGCCACGCGAUCCUCUGCUAGCUCUGCUCAGGCCACCGCCACGGCAACGAUGGGCACGUCGAGCUCAUCGAGCUCAAACACCGGCAGCAGCGGUACCGGAUCGACAUCGACCACUGGCGCGGCCGCUAAAGCCGGCGUCUCGCCUCUCCUGAUCACUGCCACUGUAGCGACAGGCCUGAUCGGCAUCAUGGCACUCUUGUGCUAAUAACGCUUCACGCACACUUUUAUGGACUUUUCGCUCUGUAGCUCGCAAUGCAGACAUUCAUUACGGUACAUCCGGCUGACUGCUCAUUCCUGAUCAGUCUGUCCUGCCUCUUCUGCCUCU
Molecule: messenger RNA, 1556 nt
Organism: Mixia osmundae IAM 14324
Lineage: Eukaryota; Fungi; Basidiomycota; Mixiomycetes; Mixiales; Mixiaceae
Exons: 9
Coding region: 189-1436 (415 amino acids)
Source: RefSeq, a predicted model, not a curated record